Messenger RNA from Ochotona princeps (American pika), 2044 nucleotides. Its product is annotated as keratin, type II cytoskeletal 73. The record is from RefSeq and is a predicted model, not a curated record. Gene Ontology annotation, molecular function: structural constituent of skin epidermis. NCBI's taxonomy places the organism in Eukaryota, Metazoa, Chordata, Mammalia, Lagomorpha, Ochotonidae. Gene Ontology annotation, cellular component: keratin filament. The coding region runs from base 17 to 1636 and encodes 539 amino acids. Gene Ontology annotation, biological process: intermediate filament organization; keratinization. The transcript has 9 exons.
UCUCCACUUUCCCAGCAUGAGCCGCCAGUUCACCUGCAAGCCUGGAGCUGCUGCCAAGGGGGGCUUCAGCGGCUGCUCAGCCGUGCUCUCUGGGGGCAGCUCAUCCUCCUACCGGGCAGGGAGCAAAGGGCUCAGUGGGGGCUUCAGCAGCCGGAGCCUUUACAAUGUGAGAGGUACCCGGAGCCUCUCCUUCAAUGUGGCCAGUGGCAGUGGCCGGGCUGGAGGCUAUGGGUUUGGCCGGAGCCGGCCCACUGGCUUUGCGGGCAGCAUGUUUGGCAGUGUGGCCCUGGGGUCUGCGGGUCCGUCUGUCUUCCUGCCGGGGGGCAUCCACCAGGUCACUGUCAACAAGAGCCUCCUGGCCCCUCUGCAUGUGGAGCUGGACCCUGAGAUCCAGAAAGUGCGCAGCCAGGAACGGGAGCAGAUCAAGGCUCUGAACAACAAGUUCGCCUCCUUCAUCGACAAGGUACGCUUCCUGGAGCAGCAGAACCAGGUGCUGGAGACCAAGUGGGAGCUGCUGCAGCAGCUGGACCUCAACAACUGCAGGAACAACCUGGAGCCCAUCUUCGAGGGCUACAUCAGCAGCCUGCGGAGGCAACUGGAGACACUGUCUGGGGACCGUGUGAGGCUGGACUCGGAGCUGCGGAGCAUGCGUGAUGUGGUGGAGGACUACAAGAAGAGGUAUGAAGAGGAGAUCAACAAACGCACAACUGCUGAGAAUGAAUUUGUGGUGCUCAAGAAGGAUGUGGAUGCAGCAUACAUGAGCAAGGUGGAGCUGCAGGCCAAGGUGGAAGCCCUGGACAAGGAAACCAAGUUCUUCAAGUGCUUGUAUGAGGGGGAGAUCGCCCAAAUGCAAUCCCACAUCAGCGACACAUCUGUCAUCCUGUCCAUGGACAACAACCGCUCACUGGACCUGGACAGCAUCAUUGCCGAGGUCCGCGCCCAGUACGAGGAGAUUGCCCAAAGGAGCAAGACCGAGGCUGAAACACUGUACCAGACCAAGUUCCAGGAGCUGCAGCUGGCAGCGGGCCGGCACGGGGAUGACCUUAAACACACCAAGAACGAGAUCUCGGAGCUGACCCGGCUCACCCAGAGGCUACGUUCGGAGAUUGAGAAUGUGAAGAAGCAGUGCAGCAACCUGGAGACGGCCGUGGCCGAUGCUGAGCAGCGAGGCGACUGUGCCCUCAAGGAUGCCCGGGCCAAGCUGGAUGAGCUGGAGGCCGCCCUGCACCAGGCCAAGGAGGAGCUGGCACGGAUGAUGCGUGAGCACCAGGAACUCAUGAGUGUGAAGCUGGCCCUGGACAUUGAGAUUGCCACCUACCGCAAGCUGCUGGAGGGCGAGGAGUGCAGAAUGUCUGGAGAAUAUACCAACUCCGUGAGCAUCUCCGUGGUCAGCAGCUCCACAGCCGGGACUUCAGGCACCGGGUCUGGCUAUGGGUUCAGCGGGGCUGGCACCUACAGUUUCCGGCAGGGCGCCCUUGGAAGCUACAACAUGCUGUCUGGCGGCUGUGUCACCGGCAGUGGGAACUGCAGCCCCAGUGGGGAGGCCAGGUCCAGGUUGGGCAGUGCAAGUGAGUUCAAGGACACCCCAGCCAAGACCUCAGCUUUGAAUCCAGCCACCAAGAAAACCACAAGAUAGAGGGACAAGCUCUUCCUUCUCCAGUAGGCUGCCUUGCCCUGGCUAGCUCUGGAAUCCUGUGUGCCCCUGAACCCCAAUGGGUCCUGACCUCACCUCCUCAUUCUCCAUGCAAAGGGAACUCUUGGCUCUGCCCUCUCCUAAUGCAGACCCUCACAAAGAGACAAGUUCUCUCCCUAGGGCAGCUCCCUCCACACCCUGGCUUAGGGAGUUACUUGGUCAUGUGUGCCCUUGGCCAUAAGUUAUUGCCCUCCUGGGAGAGAAAUGCUAGCUUAGGUCAAACACCUGUUUGUAGGUUGCUCCUUGUCUGGCCGCUGCUCACUCCUGCUGCUGGGCCUGUCUAUCCAGGGUGGGAGGGGGCGUCCCUGCUCUGGUUCCUGCCCUAUUUCCCAUGUCUUACCAAUAAACACG